Messenger RNA from Pomacea canaliculata, 1255 nucleotides. Its product is annotated as caveolin-1-like. The coding region runs from base 231 to 623 and encodes 130 amino acids. Gene Ontology annotation, biological process: caveola assembly. NCBI's taxonomy places the organism in Eukaryota, Metazoa, Mollusca, Gastropoda, Architaenioglossa, Ampullariidae. The transcript is spliced from 2 exons. Gene Ontology annotation, cellular component: caveola. Gene Ontology annotation, molecular function: molecular adaptor activity. The record is from RefSeq and is a predicted model, not a curated record.
UUGUAUAAGAAAAAAUCGAUUGCUAAGAAACGGCGUCCUUGGUAACCAAUCAGAAAGCGGCCUUAGCAACCAAGUGACCUCCAUCCUCAUCGUAUAAAACAGAAGUCGCAGUCUGUCAGUCUGUCAAAGAGAAGACAAAGCGGUGCUAAGAGCCGAGCAGACGAGACCACCCGUGGUUGCUACUCAUCUUGCUGCUGUGUGUCAAAGUUCAGUCUACACAAACUACAGACAUGAGUGGUGUGCCGGACAUGGUUCAGAGGGACCCGAACAAUCUCAGUGACCACAUAAAGGUGGCCUUCGAGGAUGUGAUCGGGGAGCCGGAGGGUGCGCACUCACCUGACUGCGUGUGGGUGAACUCCUACAAGUGCUUCAACUGCUCACGUGACUGCUGCUACGCCGUGCUGACUGCGCUGUGCGCCAUCCCGCUGUCCUUCUGCUGGGGCUGCGAGUUCGCGUGGAUCACCUUCCAGCACGUGUGGCAGAUCGGCCCCAGCCUGCGCAUCUUCAUGAUCAACUGCGUGUGCGCACAGAAGUUCUUCAGCACCUGCCUGCACUGCUGCCUGGGCCCCAUCUGCGAGACCUGCGGCCUCUUCUUCAGCCAGAUCACCGUCAAGAACUCCUAGGUCCGCCGCAGCUGGAAUCACAUCAAUACAAUGCAGCUGAAGUCCCCGCUUGAAGCUCCCACAGCUCUCCUUCAUGGCGGGAAUCACACGGAACAUCCAUCACCAGACCAUUAAGACUCCUACUACACCAGUCGCACAUGUCACAUGAUAUUACCACAGUCUGGAAGUCUUAGAGCAUUCACAGCUGGAAUUACACGGAGCAAUACUGCAAUACAGCUUUAUUGGUAGACUGCAGCUGCAUUCAUGGUUAGGAACUAGAACAGUCACAGCUGGAAUCACGCGGAGCUUCACGGCCUCAUCACUUCAUCUGUCGGCUGGUGUAUGAAUCAGUGCAGCAAUAAUCCCUUGUUUUUAAACUGAACGGAGAACUAACACAAAGAUGAUUUUAAAAGAAUACAGCAUUAAUUACAGCAAAUACGAAAUGCAGUUCCUGCUGGAUGGAAACUCAGAUAAAAGAUGUGACGUCCCGGGGAAGACAUGUUUGAACUGUACACUCGAUAAACCAAAACUGUUGAGAGAUCUUUGAAUCCACGACUACAUUUUAAUUUUUAUUGUUUCAGCAGGAAUUCAAGUAUUCUGUGAAAUGGGUAACAUACAAUGUUUGCAUAAUAAACCUAUUUUUCCCUCAAAAA